Molecule: messenger RNA, 894 nt
Organism: Rotaria sordida
Lineage: Eukaryota; Metazoa; Rotifera; Eurotatoria; Philodinida; Philodinidae
Source: the annotation of a GenBank genome assembly
AUGGCACAUACUGCACUCGACGAUGAAGAAAUUAAAGAAUAUUUCGAUACAUCAGAUGCACUUGAUCAGAAAAUCAAAACUUUAGCAGAUUUUAUUCGAAAUGCAAAAUAUUUUAUUGCCUAUACUGGAGCAGGUAUAUCGACAGCAGCCGGCAUCAAUGAUUUUCGUGGUCCUACAGGUGUUUGGACAGCUCGAGCAAAAGGUGUUGCUCCACCACCACGGACGGUUCUCAAUCCAGAACCAACACUAACACAUAUGGCUUUCGUCGAACUCAUGAAAAACGACUAUCUGAAAUUCUUAGUUUCUCAAAACUGUGAUGGUCUUCAUCUGAAGAGUGGAAUACCAACAAACAAAAUUGCUGAACUACACGGAAAUUCCAAUUGUGAAGCUUGUGCAAAGUGUGGGAAAGUUUACUACAGACAAACACGUGUUAAAUCACUUGACGGUAAAACUAGACUAACUGGGAAUCUGUGCACAGCACCGAAUUGCAAUGGGCGUCUACGUCGCACAACCGUUGCAUUUUCUCAGUCGAUGCCUGAUGUUUGCCUGAAAAGAGCCACUGAAGAGUCAAAACAAUGCGAUUUAAGUUUAUGUAUGGGAACGUCAAUGCGAGUUUCGCCUGCAUGUGAACUUCCAUCUAUGAAAUUAAAAUCUGGAAAAAAGAAGAUGGUCAUCGUCAAUUUACAGAAGACCCCGUAUGACGAUCAAUGUGCACUGAGAAUAUUUGCACGAUGUGAUGAUGUGAUGAGAAUGGUGAUAGACGAAUUAAAUUUGGUAAUUCCAUCCUAUAUCGAUUUACAAUUGUGGUCAGAUGCUCAAUGGUUAACAGAUUUUGAGCAGAAUUGGCCUUUUCGAACUGCCGGCGAUACAGACUGGUUUUCAGGAGAUAUUUAA